UAUCCAACGGUUACAAUACCGUGUUUCCGCCGACAUCCUUUUCACGAAGCCAUACAUUUUUUUCCUCAACGUUGCUGGUAAAUCAAAUCAGUCGUAAGAGUCAGGGGAAAAGGGAGAAAAAAGCCACGAGAGAGACGGCCAUGAGAGUGGUGGUGGUGUAGCAGUAUAGUAUAGUAUAGUAUAGUUUAGUUGUAGAUUAAAUGGUAGCAGAAGAAAUUUACCUCGUUCUAUGAAAGCUCGAGUCUCUUAUGGUGUAUGGUUUUCUUUUCCGGUAGUGAGCGCUGAGAAGAAGUAUUUGUCUUUGUAGAUACAUUUUCAAUGCUUGUUUGAGGGGUUCUCGGAGCGCCGGCUUUUCUGGGUUUUGCUUCUGAUUCAGUUUCAGCUAUGGUGGAGUUCUUCAUGGAUUUUUCAAAUGCUGAUCGGGGUCUCAAAAUCUCUCACUAUCUCAUCCAUCAAUUUGUGCAAGUAUGUUUCCGCAUUUCCUUUCGUGUAGUGAGUUCCAAUGAGAAGCAACAGCAUAUUCUUUUCCAAUGAGUUUUCUCUGAACAUUACGGAAUCCGAUGAUCGUUUUCUGGUAGUUCGCUAAAUUAGUUAUCAACUCUUUCAUUCUUUUUGGGGGGUAGGUUUUGCAUAUAUAUUCUACUAUUUAUUGCAUACUCAUAUAUCUCUAGCUCAUAUAUAUAGGAACACUUAAAUUUGUGAAAAUUUUUGUUAUUCAUCGGAUUCCUAUAUACAACUUUUUUGGUUUCUAAAAAAUUCACACACACUCACAGUUUUUCUCUCCGGAUUUCUCUUUUCAAACAUACAUUCAGAGUUCAUACAAAUCCAUAUAAUUCAUACAGAAAAAACAUACGUUCCAUACUUCAAAAGAGUUUAUAGAAACAAAAAGAGAUAGGGGGGGAGAAAGAACAAAAUAGGUGAGUGAACUGAAGUUAAGAAAACCAAGAAAGAAAAUAGGAAGGUUAUAGAGGAUGUUGGCUGGGUGUUCUAGUUCUACAUUGCUGUCACCAAGACAUAGAUUGAGCGAAGCACCUGCACAGUUGCAAGCCUGCCAUUUCCAGCUGCCUUCAAUGAGCACACAGAGAUUGGACUUACCAUGUAGUUUCUCCCGCAAAGACACCUCGCGCUCGCAGCCCAUUAGGCCAGUUGGCCUUUCGGUGGAGAAGUCAAUUGAAUCGAAGACUAGCAGCUGUUCUCUUAAGCAGAGUGUCCGCCUUCCACCUUUAGCGACAAGCACUCAGAAGACGAGUGCUCAGACGACAUUUAUCGAAGCGAAGAGAGAGAUCAAAGGUGAGUUUUGGGAGCAAGGAAAGAGCUUGAAGAGGUUAGCAGAGCAGGGCUCUGUUGAUGAUUCAUGCAUUAGUAAAGCCAAGAGGAAAAAGGGCGGCGGUGAUAAUGGGAAAUCCGAUGAAAUUCUGGGAAGUGGACAUGAUAGUUUGAGUUUAGGCCAACUGGGUGCUGGGAACUUUUGGUUUCAGCCCGGUAUCGAGGCGUCUCGCUCAGUUCCUGGGAUCACAGGCCUUAACCCUCCCCGAGUUCCGUUCUCUCUGACGACAUGUUCAGGGGACGACGAAAGGAACUGUUACGUGCCCGGUGAAUUGAUUUCACCACCUUUGCCAUUGUCGAACAAUCCAUGGGUGGGAUCCGUGGUGACUGAGAUCACAGACCUUGGUGAGAAGGACGGUGAGACCAGCUACAGGCUGGUGAAGGAGGCCUCGGGAUCAAGUACUUCAUCAGAUAGCCAAAGCUUGGGCCAUAGGCUAAAUGAGAAUGUCUCGGAACAAGAAGUGGGAAAUGGGUCUAGGAAUCCUUAUUCCCAUGAGGACAAUGAAGUCGAGGGUAGGGAGGAGGACAACCAAGGGGAGCAUCAAGGGUUUGAGCUUGUCAGCUUACUUACAGCAUGUGUUGAAGCGAUUGGAUUCCGGAAUAUCGCUGUGAUCAAUCAUUUUAUAGCUAAGUUGGGUGAGAUUGCUUCGCCCCAAGGAAGCCCUAUUAGCCGUCUAUCUGCAUAUUACACUGAAGCUUUGGCCAUACGAGUCACAAGGCUUUGGCCUCAUAUUUUUCAUAUUACCACUCCUCGGGAGCUUGAUCGGGCGGAUGAAGACUCUAGCACUGCACUGAGGCUUUUGAACCAGGUGAGCCCAAUUCCAAAGUUUCUUCAUUUUACAUCAAAUGAGAUAUUAUUGAGAGCUUUUGAAGGGAAAGACAGGGUUCACAUUAUAGAUUUCGACAUUAAGCAAGGGCUUCAGUGGCCGAGUUUGUUCCAGAGUUUAGCUUCUAGGACUAAUCCUCCAACCCAUGUUAGAAUCACGGGUAUUGGUGAGUCCAAGCAAGAACUGAAUGAAACGGGAGAUAGGCUUGCCGGAUUCGCUGAGGCAUUGAAUCUACCUUUCGAAUUUCAUCCAGUGGUGGACAGGUUGGAAGAUGUGAGGCUGUGGAUGCUUCAUGUGAAGGAGCAAGAGUGUGUGGCCGUGAAUUGUAUUUUUCAAAUGCACAAGACUCUUUACGAUGGGAAUGGAGGAGCACUAAGGGAUUUUCUGGGACUUAUCCGAAGCACAAACCCCAAAGUUGUCAUUAUGGCAGAGCAAGAGGCUGAACACAACGAACCCAGGUUGGAAACAAGAGCUUCCAAUUCACUAAAACACUACUCUGCCAUAUUUGACUCUAUUGAUUAUAGUCUUCCCUUGGACAGCUCGGUCAGGCUAAAGAUAGAGGAGAUGUUUGCACGCGAAAUUAAGAACAUAAUUGCUUGUGAGGGAAGGGACAGGCAUGAAAGGCACGAAAGUUUUGAGAAGUGGAGGAAGUUGAUAGAGCAAGGAGGAUUCCGAUGCAUGGGAAUAAACGAGAGGGAAAUGCUUCAGAGCCAAUUGUUGUUGAAAAUGUACUCCUGUGAGAACUUCAGCGUUAAGAAGCAAGGGCAAGAUGGAGCGGCGCUUACUUUAAGUUGGCUAGAUCAACCUCUUUACACAAUCUCGGCAUGGGCGCCCCUUGAUGUUGUAGGCAGUUCGUCCUCUUAUUCUCAGCCAAGUUGAUUGCUUCGGGUUUUGGUUUCGUAUGCAUUCUACUAGUCUUGCAUACAGAAAAGGAUACACAAUUCUUUGUAGGUAGGAAAACUAUUGUCAUUCUUUCAUUCUUUUGUUGCAGAUAACAUUGUCAUUCAAUAGUGUAAGAAUUAUAUGUAGUAAUACAGUAGGGGGCGAUAUUGAUUUCAGUGGUUGCAGUCCAGAUUCCCUAGAUUUCAGACACCAGUAUUUCGAGUCAAUUUGUGUUUAUUCAUUAAUUCUUUAUGUAUGCUCAAAUUCUUUGUAAGUCGGUCAUUAUAAUUUAUUAUAGUCUCUGUUGGAGGGUCUCAUAAACCAUGUAGGACACUCGAUUGUCAUAUAUGAAAUGGAUUUCAUUGAUUUGCAAGUUGCCAA
Messenger RNA from Juglans regia (Persian walnut), 3416 nucleotides. Its product is annotated as scarecrow-like protein 28. Gene Ontology annotation, molecular function: DNA-binding transcription factor activity; sequence-specific DNA binding. Lineage: Eukaryota; Viridiplantae; Streptophyta; Magnoliopsida; Fagales; Juglandaceae. The record is from RefSeq and is a predicted model, not a curated record. The transcript has a single exon. Gene Ontology annotation, cellular component: nucleus. Gene Ontology annotation, biological process: regulation of DNA-templated transcription. The coding region runs from base 972 to 3032 and encodes 686 amino acids.